This is a messenger RNA of Cynocephalus volans (Philippine flying lemur), 1401 nucleotides long. RefSeq names its product interferon-induced protein with tetratricopeptide repeats 1-like. The record is from RefSeq and is a predicted model, not a curated record. The transcript has a single exon. Gene Ontology annotation, cellular component: cytosol. Gene Ontology annotation, molecular function: RNA binding; protein binding. Gene Ontology annotation, biological process: defense response to virus. Bases 79 to 1401 code for a protein of 440 amino acids. Lineage: Eukaryota; Metazoa; Chordata; Mammalia; Dermoptera; Cynocephalidae.
GAUGAUCAUCAGGUCGAAGACAGGCUGAAGGAAUUGAGAUGUCACUUUACCUGGGGGCUGCUAAUUGAAGACGGUGCAAUGCCUGAUUUAGAAAACAGGGUCUUGGAAGAGAUUGAGUUCCUAGACACCAAGUACAAUGUGGGAAUACACAACAUGCUGGCCUAUGUGAAGCACCUGAAAGGCCAGAAUGAGAAAGCCUUGGAGAGCUUGAAAGAAGCCGAAGACUUAAUCCAGCGAGAUCAUGCCAACCAAUCGGAAAUGAGAAGUCUGGUGACCUGGGGCAACUAUGCCUGGGUGUGCUAUCACCUGGGAAGACUGGCAGGAGCCCAGACUUACCUGGAUAAGGUGGAGAGCACUUGCAAGAAGUUGGCAAGUCCUUUCCGCUAUAGAAUGGAGUGUCCUGAGAUGGACUGUGAGGAAGGAUGGGCCUUGCUGAAGUGUGGAAAAAAGAAUUAUGAACGGGCCAAGGCCUGCUUUGAAAAGGCUCUGGAAGCGGACCCUGAAAACGCUGAAUUCAUCACUGGGUAUGCAAUCAUCACCUAUCGCCUGGAUGCCUUUAACACCUCAACUCUGCACGCCCUAAGGCAGGCCGUCAGGGCAAAUCCAGAAGAUGCAUAUAUUAAGGUUCUCUUUGCCCUGAAGCUUCAAGAUGCGGGACAAGAAGCUGAAGGAGAAAAGUACAUUGAAGAAGCUCUGACCAACAUAUCCUCACAGACUUAUGUCUUUCGAUAUGCAGCCAAGUUUUACCGAAGAAAAGGCUCUCUGGAUAAAGCUCUUCAACUCUUAAAAACGGCCUUACGGGCAACACCCACCUCUGCCUUCCUGCAUCACCAGAUGGGGCUUUGCUACAGGAACCAAAUGAUCCAAAUAAAGAAAACUAGAAAUUGGCAGCCUAGAGGGCAUGAUAGAGAAAAUGUGGACAGAAUGAUAAGAUUAGCCAUAUUUCAUUUUGAAUUUGCAGUUGAACAAAAGCCUUCAUUUUAUAUUGCUUAUAUACACCUGGCAAGUAUGUAUACAGAAGUAGGCAAUCACAGAAAAGCUGAAGACAUUUAUCAAAAACUGUUAUGUGUGAAACCAGUUGAAGAAGAAACUUUGCAAAAGAUACAUUUUUACUAUGGCCAGUUUCAGGAAUUUCAAAAGAAAUCUGAAGUCGAUGCAAUUAUACAUUACUUAAAGGCAAUAAAAAUAGAAAAGGCAUCAUAUAUAAGGGAUAAAAGUAUCAAUUCUUUGGAGAAAUUGGCUUUAAGGAAACUUUUGAGAAAUGCAUCAGACCUGGAAGGCUUGAGCCUCCUUGGGUUUGUCUACAAAUCGAAAGGAAAAAUGAAUGAAGCCCUGGAGUUUUAUGAGCAGGCCCUGAGACUGUCUGCUGACUCUCAGGACUCUGGGGGACAUGGUCCCUAG